UCACAUGGCGGUGUCUUCAGUUUUACGGGCACUUGGGACGCAGAUUACAUAAUCCCCACCAAAAUCCUUGAUAUAAACACCACAUCAACAGGUUGGCUGGAAGGGGCCGCGACGGGAUUCAACGUAAAUCUGACUGGAAAAGUCAACUCCCUCAAUGGUCAUCUGCAGCUGGAAAUGAGCGAAUGUAAAAUGGAACUUGACCGCCUUGACUAUUAUUCUAACGGCACUGGAUUUAUGCCUGACAUAUUGAAUGUUAUGCGUGGCCCGGUUGAGAAAAUAAUUAAGUUCCAAAUCAGAAAACUGGUAUGUACUGCAGUAAAAGCUCAGUUGAUUCCCGUCAACCUGGUGUUACGAACUCUGCCGCUUCAUUUACCACUUUUUGGUUUCCACGUUAACUAUGCACUUGACCAGCCAGCAUAUACAGAUAAUUAUUGCGAUCUUACGGGUUCAUUUAAAGUGACUUACCGCGACCAGGUCAUCGAAGUCUAUGUUGUUGGGAAGUCUGAACUGAAUGAAUUGGAAUGA
This is a messenger RNA of Cylicostephanus goldi, 525 nucleotides long. NCBI's taxonomy places the organism in Eukaryota, Metazoa, Nematoda, Chromadorea, Rhabditida, Strongylidae. The record is from the annotation of a GenBank genome assembly.